AUGGACGAUGUUGAAUUUUCCAAGCCUCAACCAACACCAUUACACUCAAUUCCGAAUCCAAGCGAGGAGGCAUUCGUGGCUGAAAGCAUCGUCAAGAUCGGCCAGGACAACAAUGGCGCUCAAGGUUUGAUGCCGUUUGUGAAUCUGGGCGCACUCCUUAACAUCUCGCCAUGUCCUCUCCUUCGGACAAAUGAAGAUACACUCACAAAGGACUCGGACGCUCCAGAGGCUGCCAGUGCUCCCACAGUCGUCAAUACUUUGGCAACACAAACACAAAUAUUGGUUUGCACAGAAUCUGAAGAAGAGAAACCCGCAGUCCUCAAACGAAAAGUGUCUGGAGAGUAUAAGAUCCGAUUGAAAUUCACAAAGGUGAGAAGCCCAGAAUCAACGACUGAGGAAGCCCCAAAGUCUGAAGAGCUAGGCAAUUCGGCUAAGAUUGAGGAAAACGGUCAACCAGUCAGCAGCAAGAUUAGCAAGAAGAGUGUACUUGGCCCAACAAAGAAGGCUAGCAUGCCAAAAGCUCAAAUCGCGAAGCCGAAUCGUGCAGGCACUCGAUCGAGUACCCGCAAAUGUCUGCAGAUUUGAUUUGGUGGCGGAGCAGGGUUGUUGGGGUUAGCUGGGAGUUUUCUUAAGAUCCACCCGACUUAAGCAAUUACCUGUAUCGGUUUUUUUUUCCUUUGUAAAUAGUCUGAUCCCUUGUGGAAAUCGUG
Puccinia graminis f. sp. tritici CRL 75-36-700-3 is the source of this 710-nucleotide messenger RNA. RefSeq lists its product as uncharacterized. The transcript has a single exon. Lineage: Eukaryota; Fungi; Basidiomycota; Pucciniomycetes; Pucciniales; Pucciniaceae. The coding region runs from base 1 to 585 and encodes 194 amino acids. The record is from RefSeq and is a predicted model, not a curated record.